AUGGUCGUUUACUUUGGUCGUAAUUAUAUCAUUAAGGAGUUGCAGAUCACAAUACCUUCAAACGACAAUCUGGAAUGCCUCCAAUAUCCCACGUUAACACUCUCAACGAGUGAAGCAACAAACAGCGAGGGCAGCCCCGUCUUUGAUGUGGUGUGCACAGCAGUGCCCUGCGCGGAGUCGUGCGACUCCCUGGGCGAGGUUGCCACGUGCGAUGGAUUGAUGCUGCUUCGUCAGCCCCUGCAUGGUGGUGCCUCGUCGGUCGUGAUCCACCAUGGUCAACUUCGACCCCUGUGGAGCGAACUUCUUCAGGAUCUCACAAUCACUGUAAAUCAGGAUUCCAGGAUGGUGGCAAGAAUACCAAGGACCUACAAGUUUGUUGGCCAAUACCAAUGUGCCUGUGAUUCUACAGACGCAAUUAAAACGCGCAUUCUUUCAACCUCUACAACUUUCCAAACGAGCGAUUUUGCCAACGAGGCGGUCUUUCGACGCAACUACUCCGUCGCUUACCUCGGUGGACGGCAAGAAUUAAAGGAUGGAACCAGCGGUGUCAUCGUCCUCUCAACUUCGGGUAACGGAGGCUACUUUCAAAUGGCCGCAAGGGCUCUCACAUUGGCAUUCACUUUGCAAACCAAAGUUGAGUGGGUUGAAGAUGGUCAGCCGAAAAGUAGCGAAGCGUCACAUCCCCAAGAAGAUGUAGUCCGCCUAUUCCCGGACGUUGAAGCCCUGGCCAACUACACCAUUACAGCAAGCAGUGUAGUUCCGAACGAUGUCUACCCAGAUAUAAGGGAUGGCGAGACUGUCACUUACCAUUGGGGAUUUCCUGGUCAACCUUCUUCAGUUGUGACUGAUGUGUUCCGGAUUGUUGAUGCAGAUAAGGAGCCCUCUGAGUUUGUCCGUGCUUGGGUUGUUUCCAAGACUGACAGUCUUUUGCACAUUCUCGUCUUCUGUCAGCAUUCUAACAGCACCUCAACUUUCAACAACGAAGUCUCCGUGGAGUUGCUGAGUUACGGAUGUGGCCCUGAUGAAGAACCAAAUCUAAGUGCGACCUUCGGACUGAAUGGCUCUGAGGCAAUUGUAAUUGCGCUUCCAGAAGGCAGCGAGUUUCAAGCCCUCACCUAUGGAUUGGCUGUGAACAUAAUCUUGCGCGAUUAUUCAACAUCCCACCGGUAUGAACUACAGGCCAAUGUGAACAAAAACCGCACUACCAUUCUGGACAUUGAGCCCUUUGGAAUGGUCAGGUUAAAAUAUGAGCUUGAAGCUGCCAAGUUCGAGGUUUCUGUGACCAAAUACUUCACCACUCCACAAGCAGAUGAGGUACGCGUGGAACUCAGUUUGGAGAUUCCAUCGCCUAUACUGCUGGAUAACUUGGAUUGUACUCGAGGAAGUCUCAAAUUGACGCCAGCGUGGAACCCAAUUAAAGCUCAAAAGUAUCCUCUGCGACGUGUCCCCACCACAUUUGACUUCAGAGCUCCGAAACACCUGAAAAACCUUGAAUUUUUCGUGGAGUUGGUCGUUGGAAAGGAAAAUAAGACUGCAACAAUCAGCGUCCCAAAUCCACAUCAUGAAAAAAUCUCCAUUGAAUUUGAGGGUGCUACUGGAAUGCUUUCAUGGACUUUUGUCUCGCCUGAAAUCAGACCAGCCGUUAAGGAUUAUUCAGUUGUCGUUUCAACGGAAGAUGUUGGCUGUGGCCCCAAAGAAACACUUCCACUCCAUGAUUUGGCUACACUUAAUUGUACGGCGACAAGCGGCUGUAGUACCCACUUUUGGGGUGUGGACCAACUCCUAAAAAACAAGGAAAUUCCGGCAAAUUACGUUGUCACUAUCAGCCCAAAAUACCGCACUUUUACUGAGAAUCAGACCGUACUCGGCGUCCCCUCCGAGUUGGCUUUCGCUCAUGGUUUGAAAGGACAUUCGAUAAUUUCUGUGGACAAGGAAAGCGCCUCGUCAAGGUCCCAAAUAGUAACACUUUUGCCCUUCCGCAAGACUCCAUGUGGGACUGCGAAGGCUGAGGAUAUGGACGCAACCUUUGAAUUGACAGCGUAUGCAAUACUGACGAGGGGAAAGGUGGAAAUGCCCAUUGAGGGUGUGGAAUACGCUAAACUCGAACCAAGCGACUAUGGAAUCGGUGGAAUUUACAAGGUGGACAAUUUGCAGCCUGGAAGGGAAUACAAGAUAAGGGGUUUCCUGAAAUAUCCAGGACCACUUUCUGAUGCUAUGUCCCCGCCGGUUACGUUUACUACACCUGACGAAAUUUGCAUUCCUCAAAAGUAUGCGAUCAAGGAACCCGGUGAGAGCCUCAAUUUUAACUGCUCGGCAGCCGUGGGCACUGACGCCCGGUUCCGAAAGGAGGUUGUCUGGCACCGCGUCGGAGGCGCGCCAAUGCCAGAGGGUGUCUUCUCUCGAACAGCCUCAUUCCCGGACGCAAGAGGCUUCCUCAACGCAUCCCUUAGCAUUCCUUCCAUCAAUGAUAGUCACGCGGGUGUCUACUGUUGCUCCCCCGAACCCCCGGUUGAACACUUUUAUGGCCAACCAGCAAGAUGUGCUGAAUUUCUCUUGAUUGUAAAUGAUCUCACGCUUGACAGGUACAGUCAUGAUGUUAAUCCGGGCAUGGCCGUCUCCAUUACCUGCUCCACAAAUCAAGCUGGUGAUCUUUGCUGGCGGAGGCUGGACGGUCGGCUGGUGCCACAGACUCGUCAUACUCCAAUGUCUAACGCAACCCGAGGCGGACAGAGUCUGACCCUCUUCUUACCGAAGGUAACCGCAGAAGAUGCUGGAGACUAUCAGUGCUUGCUCAAACCUACUGAAGGCGACGACAAGGCGUCGCAAACAUUUUCUUUGCGCAUCAAUGAAACGCUCACUCUGAAGCGAUCGCCGCUGGCAGUAAAUGAGGUUAAAUUCGGGGACAGCAUCACCCUGACUUGCGAAAGCCGUGGUAUUGACGAGGGUGUACAAAAGCUGUGGUGGUCCCGCUACGUCCCUGCUGAAGAGAAAUUUGAGGCACUUGGCACUACAGAAGACGGGCCUUAUGAGAUCACUGAAGGGAUGGAUGCCUCCAGGAAGGUGACUCUGCGUGUCAGAACCACGCCAACCUCUCAAGGAAGGUACGUGUGCGCCGCGUUUCCUAGAGCACUCCUACAACUCACACGAGAGGAAAUGUUGCCAAUGACCGUGGUUCUACAGAAGGCUGUCCAGUACGCUUCUGUUGACAUCGACUACGAAAGCGUCGUCGAAAUGUCCAAGCCCGUGAAACUUGGUGAUAGUGGGGAGGCGCUUUUGCGCUGCACUGGAUAUCCUUCAUCUUCUCACGAACGACUGGAAUGGGCAUUCAAAGAAGCGGAUAAAGACACCGUCUAUCUCAUAGGUGAUCAACACCUCGGAGACUUGACACCCUCUAACCGAGAUAGAGUAUCUGAGCUCCUAAGAUGCUUUCGGCCCGGCUUAAAUAAGACCUUCGCAAGCUGGCCUGGCUCAGAAUUCUACAAUCCACAGACCAACACUACUGAACUCUACUCGCCCGAAGAGAUCGACAUGCUAGUACUCACCAAGUUCACGCAGGAUCCUGCUUGCGAAUCGGUUCGAGGACACCUGGUCUGUCAGUAUCGGCGGCUGAACCCACUUCUGCCAUCCUUACUACAGCCGGAAUUUGUUGACUUCACCAGACGGUCCCAACACUCUAAUGGAACCGCCAGAGCUAUUAUUUCACUGGAGGAAAUUCGUGGUAAGCUCAUAACAUAG
This is a messenger RNA of Mesocestoides corti, 3735 nucleotides long. Lineage: Eukaryota; Metazoa; Platyhelminthes; Cestoda; Cyclophyllidea; Mesocestoididae. The record is from the annotation of a GenBank genome assembly.